Messenger RNA from Symbiodinium pilosum, 440 nucleotides. The record is from the annotation of a GenBank genome assembly. Lineage: Eukaryota; Dinophyceae; Suessiales; Symbiodiniaceae.
AUGAUGACAUUCGUCGGGCCGUCUUUGCGGAGGACCCGGACACGGUCUUUGUCACCAUCACCAAGGCGGCGGCUGCCGCAGUGAACGACCUGGCGGUGUCCACUUUCUUUCCGGACCAGGAGAUGGAUUACGUCAACGGCAUGGGGGCCACGAUCCUCGGGCUGCAGCAGGGCGGCGUGCGGGUGAGGACGGACACUGGCUUCAUUGUGGUGGUCUACCCCUGGACGGAUGCUGAGUCCCGAAGUACCUACCACCCAAUGCGAUUGGGGUAUGCAAACACCCUGACUAAGCUGCAGGGAGCGACUUUGGACAGCAUGACCCUGUACCUGGAUGUACCAAACAUCCCGGCUGCGGGGUACGUGGCGCUCUCCCGUGUGCGCUACGACACGCACUGGCGCUUUGUCGGAUACCUCACCCAGCAUCAUUUCACCCCCGCCUGA